GUUUCAGUUCCUCCGUAGCAGUGCGACCUCGCGAAACGGUCGUACUUUCGUGCUCUCCGCUGGUACAGACAGACACACACCACCCGUGUGUACUACUGGUUGUGCGUGUGUUUGUGCGUUCGUACGUGUGCUAGUGUUCGGGUGUGCGUGUGUGUGCAUGUGAGACUUUAUAAAAAUUCUUUCAACGUGCGGUGUGCCCAUUAGCAUUGCGUGAGUGCGGUCCGCGCGCAACCCCAACUCGACGGUGUGCGGAGCUUUCUGCCAUUGAGAGCUUUCGUUCGCGGUAACCUCCAAACGCGGAUGGUUGUGGUCUGGUGGUUGCAGCAUAAAGCAGUACCAUCGAACACAUCGACAAUUAUCUUCAGCACCGCACGACGACGACCCAUGCAGUGUGCCGAAUGCGUGUGAUGACCAGCGGGUGGUAUUAGCGAGGAGUGAUAGCGCGUGAAGGGCACACAGGCUGGCCGAUAGUCCCGCAGUGACUCGCUAUCAGGACAGGGUGCCAUACACCACGCUUCCGACUAUAUAUUGGUGCGCUUGGUGAGGCCGGGCCGUGUAACUCGUGAGGUGUGAUACGCAAGAACACGUGAAGAUCGUGCCGAGAUCGGGUGUCGUAACUGCAGAGCCGCCGCCGCCAACACCCAACCCAAAUGACCAGCACAACGAUGCAGACGGUUAUCAAAAAUCCUAGCUGGUGGCGUCGCCGAACCGCGCUGGAAAAGGUUCUUACGCUUAUCAGCGUCGUGUGCGGAGUAGCCGUAGUGGCGUUAAUCAUAUCGCUGCUCACCGUUGUGCUGACGGACCGAAUUCAGAGUGAAAGUAGCUCAUCGUCAGCCCAACCGCUCACCGGUGGAAGACGUGGCAAAGCGUUGAACAAACACCCGAACGCCUACAAUGGCGUUACCGAGAAGAGUACGGAAAAUAUCUGCCUCACGCCAGGAUGCAUCCAUUCGGCUUCGAAAGCGUUGGACCAGAUGGACCGGGACGUGGAACCGUGCGACGACUUCUACAACUACGCCUGCGGCAAGUUCGUGAAGGAAACGAUCAUCCCGGACGAGAAGGUAUCGGUGAACACGUUCUCGGUGAUUGGGGAUCGUCUCCAGCAGCAGCUCCGGUCGCUGGUGAGCGAAGAAAUUUCCGACAGUGAGGCGACACCGUUCAAGCUUGCCAAGAACCUGUACAAGCUGUGCAUGAACAAGACUCGUAUCGAAGAGAAGGGCAUCAAGCCGCUGUUGGACAUUCUGGACGUACUCGGCGGAUGGCCCGUACUGAAGGGAGACAGCUGGGAUCUCGAUUCGUCCUGGUCGUGGGUGAAGUCGGUGAAGGAUUUCCGCAACAAUGGCUACAGUACGGAUUACUUCUUCGAUUUCUCCAUCGGAAGCGAUUUGAAGAAUUCCACCCGUCGCAUCAUUGACACUGAUCAAGCGUCGUUGGGCAUUAGCCGAGAGUAUCUUGUGAAGGGCAUGGAAAAUCCUAUCGUUUCCGCUUACUACAACUAUAUGGUCGAUAUGGCGGUGCUGUUGGGUGCGGACGAGGAACGCGCUAAGCGGGAGCUGCUCGAUUCGCUGAAUUUCGAAAUCGCACUGGCCAACAUUUCACUGCCAAACGAGAAGCGGCGAAACGCUACCGCUCUCUACAACCCUAUGACGGUGAAAGAGUUCCAGCAGCGCUAUUCCUACACCAACUGGUUGGAAUACUUCAAUGCCAUCCUGAAGGAUACGGGCAUUGUGAUCGGCGAGGAGGAAGUGAUCAUCGUAAGCGUGCCCACGUUCAUGGAAGCGUUAGGACCGCUGCUACAGAACACACCGAAGCGUGUCAUGGCCAACUACGUGAUGUGGCGCAUCAGCGGAUUCUCGUCCUUCUUCCUCACGGAGAAGCUCCGCAAGCGUCAGCUGCAGUACAGCACUGCGCUGAGCGGCAAGCAGGAACAGGAGCCACGGUGGAAGGAGUGUGUAGACAUCACCUCGGGCAGCCUGCCGAUAUCGGUCGGUGCACUGUACAUCCGGAAGUACUUCCGGGAGGACUCGAAGCGUGCCGCACUCGACAUGGUGAACGACAUCAAGAGCGUAUUUGUGGACAUUCUGAAGAAGGUCGAUUGGAUGGACGAGGUGACGCGUGUGUCGGCGCUGGAGAAGGUUUCCACCAUGGCCACUCACAUCGGCUAUCCGGACGAGCUGAUGGACGAUGGCAAGAUUGCCGAGUACUACAAGGAUCUAGAGUUCCAGCCGGACAGCAACUACCUGAACACCAUCCUGUACAUGAACAAGUUUGGCACGACGAAAGCGUUCAAAAAGCUGCGCAUCCCGGUCAACAAAACCGACUGGAUCACGCACUCGAGACCAGCGAUCGUGAACGCUUUCUACUCGUCCAUCGAGAACAGCAUCCAGUUCCCGGCCGGUAUUCUGCAGGGUCAGUUCUUCUCGUACGAUCGCCCGAAGUACAUGAACUAUGGUGCGAUUGGUUUCGUGAUCGGUCACGAGAUCACGCACGGAUUCGACGACCAGGGCAGACAGUUUGACAAGAACGGCAAUCUGGUCGACUGGUGGCAAACGGACACCAAGACAGCCUACCUGGAGAAGGCACGCUGCAUCAUCGAGCAGUACGGCAACUACACGGAGCCGAACGUGAAGCUGAACCUGAACGGUAUCAACACGCAGGGCGAAAACAUUGCCGACAACGGUGGCAUCAAGGAGGCGUACUACGCGUACCGCAAGUGGGCCGAAAAGAAUGGACCCGAGCCGCGUCUGCCCGGGUUGGACCUCAGCCCGGAGCAGAUGUUCUGGCUGUCGGCCGCCCAGACCUGGUGCUCGGUGUACCGUCCGGAGACGAUGAAGAUGCGCAUCACCACCGGCGUCCACUCGCCCGGACAGUUCCGCGUGCUGGGACCGAUGAGCAAUAUGCACGAGUUUGCGAAGGACUUCAACUGCCCGGUCGGUUCCCCGAUGAACCCGGAGCACAAGUGUGAGGUGUGGUAGAGCUGCGUUGCGCUCCCAGGUGCAAGAAGUGGUGCAGAGGAACGGGAGAAAGUGGCCGAGCGAGCUGGGGCGGAGCCGAACAUACCUUCGGAUGCGUUACUUAAUUUAUUUAGUCGACUGUCGCAGCGCUGGCGAAGUACAGCAACGCAACGCACGAACGUUCUGGGACGGCGACGAAGGGCGACUUACGGAACGGACGCAGAGACAUCCCAAUUGUUUCGGGGUGUUGCUCGUUGGUUUAAUUAUUAUAUAAAUACCUUCUCCCUUUUUUUUGUUGUUGUUGCAAGCGAAGACAAACCAAUCUUCGACCGGUUUUAGACAGAGUGUGGCGGUGGCCCCCCAAAACAACCACCCCGAUGUUAUCGUAGACGGGGUGGAGUUUUGCAUGCGUUCAGGAGCAGUUCCCCAUAUGGGGGGAUAAAAAAGAAAGUAAAACAUACAUUACCUUUCCCGCGGCAUUAAUGCACGCGGGCAAGCUACAAAUUAAUUUAAAUUCCCACAAAACAAAAAAUUGCGCCGCAUUUCUCAGACGAAACGUUGGGUCUUCACAACAAAUCAACCGACAGGUAUUGUUAUCAGUAAGUUUUGUCGCAACAAAAACAAAAAAA
Messenger RNA from Anopheles stephensi (Asian malaria mosquito), 3583 nucleotides. It is a transcript of the gene Nep2, whose product is annotated as neprilysin-2. Bases 651 to 2975 code for a protein of 774 amino acids. Gene Ontology annotation, molecular function: metalloendopeptidase activity. Lineage: Eukaryota; Metazoa; Arthropoda; Insecta; Diptera; Culicidae. Gene Ontology annotation, cellular component: plasma membrane. The transcript is spliced from 7 exons. Gene Ontology annotation, biological process: protein processing. The record is from RefSeq and is a predicted model, not a curated record.